AUGCACUCCAAACUUCUCGCUAUAGUGGGCCUGUGUGUCGCUGCUUCUAUUCUGCAUGCGACUGACGCCGCUAAUAGAAUGCCCCCACGUCGUCAACUCGGGUCUUACAAGGACUACGGCCACAGCCAGCACAAGCGCGACCACGACCACAAGAAACACCACCACCACCACGACAAGAAGGACCACUCGCGCUACUACCGUCGCCGCCUCGAAGAUAAGGACACCAAGGCUACCGAUUAUAAGGACACCAAGGCUACCGAGUCUUCGGACUACAGCUACGGCAAAGGCGAUUAUGGUCACGGGCACGACCACCACGGCUAUGGCCAUGAUAACUAUGGUCACGAUGACUGUGGCCGCGAUAACUACGGCCACAUUGAUUAUAAGCACCUCGACUACAAGCACAAAGGCUACGAAUACGUUAGCGGCGACGACUAUAAGGGCUAUGGUAGCGGCUACAGCUACAGCUUUAAGAGCUAUGGAGGCGACUGCGAUGAUUACUACGAACACGGCAACGACUACUACGGUUACGGCAACGACUACUACCCUGAUUACUACUCGUCAUAUGGUGGUGGCAACGGCAACGGCUACUACCCCGACUACUACUCGUCGUACAAUGGUGGGUACGGCAAUGGAAAUGGAUACUACCCGGACUACUACUCUUCUUACGGCUACCCCAGUUACGGCGGCUACGGCUACUCCAACUACGGGUACCCAAGCUACUUUGGUUAUGAGUCGACCACAGCGAGUGUCGGUGCUACUGGUGACGAGAAAGAGUCUGCGACUGCGAAUGGUCAGAAAGAGUCUGCGACUGUGUCUACGGACGCUGCCGACGUCAAGUCGGUCAAGAAGGAGAGCAAGACGGAGUCGAAGGCGUCGAAGGAGGCCAAGUCGGAUGCCACCGACAAGUCGAACGACAAGUAA
Messenger RNA from Phytophthora infestans T30-4, 921 nucleotides. Its product is annotated as M96 mating-specific protein, putative. The transcript has a single exon. Lineage: Eukaryota; Oomycota; Peronosporomycetes; Peronosporales; Peronosporaceae. The record is from RefSeq and is a predicted model, not a curated record. Bases 1 to 921 code for a protein of 306 amino acids.